This is a messenger RNA of Temnothorax curvispinosus, 1059 nucleotides long. RefSeq lists its product as uncharacterized. NCBI's taxonomy places the organism in Eukaryota, Metazoa, Arthropoda, Insecta, Hymenoptera, Formicidae. The record is from RefSeq and is a predicted model, not a curated record. The transcript is spliced from 3 exons. Gene Ontology annotation, biological process: DNA integration; DNA recombination. The coding region runs from base 71 to 730 and encodes 219 amino acids. Gene Ontology annotation, molecular function: DNA binding.
GCUAUAAGCUGUCGUGGAACUCGGAUAAACAAAACGCAAAACAUUCGCGAGUAAAAAAGUGUAGCAAGAAAUGGUUUCGAGUGAUAGCGAAAGUGACGAUGUAUUUGGCAUACCUGAAAAAAUCGCUGAAGCAGCGAAAAAUGUCGAACAGAACCUGUUAUCGACAAAAUCAAAAAGCCGGUAUGAAACCACGUACCUAACCUUCAUGAACUGGAGAAAAGAGAAAAACAUAAAUUCAUUCUCAGAAAAUGUGCUUCUGGCUUAUAUCAGUAAGCUAUCAAAGAAGACAAAACCGUCGACUCUGUGGAGUCAGUAUUCCAUGCUGAAAAGUACCCUAAUCACUAAACAUAACGUCAAUAUUCAUAGUUAUUCUAAAUUGACCGCUUUUCUCAAGAGAAAAUCUAAUGGUUUUAAGAGCAAAAAAUCAAAAGUUUUUACUUCAAAUGAAAUUCGAAAAUUUUUAAAUGAAGUGCCAGAUGAUCAGUAUCUAGCAACAAAGGUUGCUUUAAUUAUUGGCAUUGCUGGAGCCUGCCGAGGAAACGAACUUACAAAACUUAACGUAGAAAAUAUUGAACAUCAUGGUUCUUUGUUACUCAUAAGAAUUCCAGAUACAAAAACGAAGAUUUCGCGAUUGUACACAAUUGAAGGGAAAUUCGCUGAAAUUGUUAAAAAAUAUGAGACCCUGCGACCACAAUAUGCCACUACAAAUCGAUUCUUUUUGAAUUUUUAAAAAGGAAAAUGCACGACUCAAGUUAUAGGAAAAAACAAAAUCGCUAGAAUGCCAAAAGAAAUUGCAAGUUACUUGAAUUUAUUAGAACCCAAAUUGUAUACCAGUCAUAGCUUCCGAAGGACGUCGGCGACGUUAUUGGCUGAUACUGGUGCAGAAUAUAUUAAAAAGUUGAUAAACAAUAAAAGGAAUAUUGCAAAUAUCAUCACAUCAUCAAUAAAUUUUCAUGAAACUAUUGCAAAACAAAAUCCUGAGUCCGAAGAACCGCCAAUAAAACAAUCGAAACUUGGAAUAAAUGUUAAUGCAUCAACAUCAAAAAGCUCCGACUGCAU